CAUACGCAUGCGUGUUUUAUUUUGCGUGUAUUGAUAACAACCACAAGCGCACACGCACAGACAGAGACAGACACAAAUCGCAAAGUAAGUUGGUUUACAUUACUGAACUGAAGACACUUUCUUGAAUAAAAUAUAAUCAGUCAGAAAUAAUUGUGAAUGAUGCGAGGAGGAGGAGGACGUCCAUUGAACCGAGGCGCUCAAUUACGGGUUCCGUACAAAACAGUGAAAACUCAUGUGGCCAAGCCACCGUUUGAUUUAACUAUUUCUGAAAGUAGUUUUCAGAGAGUUCAUCCGUCGAAUGAUGAUAAUUUCCAAGCGAUGCUUCUGAAACGAGUGAGCGAACUGACUCCAACAGAAGCCGAAUUGACCAACUUGAGUACUUUGAUUACAGAAGUACAAAAUGUGUUUCGUAAUUUGAUCGCAUCUCCUGGGAAUUUCAGCGGCUGUCAAAUUGAAGAAUCUAGACCGGUCGGAUCUUAUAAAAAGGGAACCAUUUUACGCGGACAUAAAAUUGCGGACGUUGUAGUUAUUUUACAAACGUUACCUUUUCAAAAAUCUAUCGAGGUGCUCGCAGCCCGUGUUUUAGAAGAUUUGAAAAAAUCAACUAACAUUCCCCAAGCUGACAAAUACAUUUAUGAAUUGAAUGAAAAUGGUUUCUUCAUAAAAGGUGGUUUAGGGGGAGUACGGAUUCGUAUCGCUACUGUAUCGACUAAUUACAGUAAAUUGGACCCUAACGUACACCUUCCUUUGAAAACGUUGGAAAAUCACGCUGCUGCUAUUAAACAUGUUCGGUGGUUCGAAGAAAGUGCUCCGAAUCCUACAAUAAGAAGUGUUGUGCGGCUUUUGCGCGAUUUGAAGAAUAGAUUUGAAGGGCUCGCCGUUUUGUCUCCUUGGAUGAUUGAUCUUCUGGCUUUUCAUUGUGUUACGAAUUAUCCGAAGAAAGAACCAUUAAACGAAUGCGCUGCCUAUAAACGUGCUCUACAACUACUUGCAGCUGGUUUAUUUUUGAUUGGAUCAGCUGGUAUUGCUGAUCCGUGUGACAACAACAAAUGGCUCCAUAAUGCUAUGCCAUAUGAACAGCAAGAUUUACUGUGUUUAACAGCUCAGAAUUUGAUUCGUGUGUUGGCGCACGGAGGAUUUUCACCUCUGUUGAAUGGAAAAUCGAAUAUCGCUACAACAGCCACAAUGUGGCAAGGAGUCGUUGUCAAUCCUUUGGAGAAAGCUUAUGAGAAACCCAAAGAACCAACUGUUGAAGAGAUGGAAGUAUCGACUACCGAAACGUGAACUCCUUUUUUUCCUUCCUUUCCUAUUUUUUUACCGAGUAUUUUUUUUAUAACAGAACAAAAAUUGGAAACGUAUUUGUGUGAGUGUGUUUAAUUAUUAAUCAACAUGUAAAAUUGUUAUGAUAUGAGUUAAGAAAAACAACUAAACAAUCCUAUCUAUAAUUUGAAUAUAAUUUUUUAUCAUCAGUAGUUGGUACGCCGCAAAACGAAUUGAAAAAAAGUAUACAUCGAUAAAUAUUGAAAAUGUCACCGUUGACGUUGAUUCGGUUAUUAAUUAGGUACUUAUUUGACUAGAAUGUUAUCUUAUUGAGUUAAUACAAUAGACGUCUGAUCGUUCUCUUAGUUUACUUUACAUAUAUCUAUAAACAUAAACGUAUCGAUAAUUGACUAGAAAAAAUUACAGUGUUUAGUGUUCA
This is a messenger RNA of Planococcus citri (citrus mealybug), 1699 nucleotides long. RefSeq names its product interleukin enhancer-binding factor 2 homolog. The coding region runs from base 157 to 1284 and encodes 375 amino acids. The record is from RefSeq and is a predicted model, not a curated record. Gene Ontology annotation, cellular component: catalytic step 2 spliceosome. Gene Ontology annotation, molecular function: DNA binding; double-stranded RNA binding. The transcript has 9 exons. Gene Ontology annotation, biological process: positive regulation of DNA-templated transcription. NCBI's taxonomy places the organism in Eukaryota, Metazoa, Arthropoda, Insecta, Hemiptera, Pseudococcidae.